AACUUGAGUUAUCAUCGUCUCCCUGUCUUUUGCUUUCUCUCAAACUUUCCUCUAUGUUCCCUCACCCAAACUCAUUCCUUCCAAAUCUUUGUCUCCAAAUUCUCUUCCUCCUUGUUUUCUAGCUUCCCCCACAACCCCUAAGUUUUCCAACCUUUCACCUUCUUUUUCUUCCGAAUUUCCCAUUUCUCUUUCGGAGAGACAUUAAAUUAUAAAAGAAGAAAGAAGAAGAAGACGAAGGCAUGGUACUACAAAGUUUUGUAAGAGAAAGGGAAAUGGCGGCGGUUUUUCCCGCCUUGUUUAUGAUAACAGUGUUGGUUUUGGAGGCUGCGGUGGUCGUGGGUGGUUUUCCUGCGGCUUUGCAGCUGGAGAGAAGGGUUCCUCUGGCGACUCAUGAACUCGAGCUGAGUCGACUCAGAGAACGUGAUAGAGUCAGGCAUGGAAGGUUAUUGCAGUCGUCGGGUGGUGUCGUGGAUUUUCCUGUUCAAGGCACCUAUGAUCCGUUUCUUGUUGGGCUAUAUUAUACAAAAAUACAAUUAGGUUCUCCUCCAAGGGAUUUCUAUGUACAGAUUGAUACUGGGAGUGAUGUUUUAUGGAUAGGUUGUAAUUCCUGCAAUGGUUGUCCUCAAUCUAGUGGACUUCAAAUUCAACUUAAUUUGUAUGAUCCUGGAAGCUCAUCAACAGCUUCAUUAGUCUCAUGUUCGGACCAAAGAUGUAGUGCAGGUGUCCAAUCAUCAGAUUCUGGCUGUUCAGGUCAGAGCAAUCAGUGCAGUUACACGUUUCAGUAUGGAGAUGGUAGUGGAACAUCGGGCUACUAUGCAUCGGAUUUGUUGCAUUUGGAUACAAUUCUUGAGGGAUCUAUGACUACUAAGUCUACAGCUCCCAUUAUGUUUGGGUGUAGUAUGUUACAGACUGGAGACUUGACAAAGUCAGAUAGAGCGGUUGAUGGAAUCUUUGGGUUUGGGCAGCAGAGUUUGUCUGUAAUCUCACAACUUUCAUCACAGGGAAUAACACCUAGAGUGUUUUCCCAUUGCUUAAUAGGAAAUAAUGGUGGUGGGGGUAUCCUUGUUUUAGGCGAGAUUUUGGAGCCAAAUAUGGUUUAUACUCCACUUGUCCCAUCACAGCCUCACUAUAAUCUUGAUCUGCGGAGCAUUUCAGUUGGUGGACAAGUUUUAUCAAUUGACCCAUCAGUGUUUUCAACAUCAAGCAACCAAGGAACAAUAGUUGAUUCUGGGACAACUUUGGCAUACCUAGCUGAUCAAGCUUAUGAUGCCUUCGUCAGUGCUAUCACAAACACUGUUUCACAAACUGUGCGCCCUGUUCUUUCCAAGGGAAAUCAAUGCUACCUGAUAUCCUCCAAUGUCACUGACAUAUUCCCUCAAGUUAGUCUGAACUUUGCUGGCGGUGCAUCCAUGAUUUUAAAUCCUCAGGACUAUCUUGUACAGCAGAAUUCUAUUGGUGGUGCUGCAGUUUGGUGCAUUGGCUUUCAGAAAAUUCAGGGCCAAGGGAUAACAAUUUUAGGAGAUCUUGUUCUAAAAGACAAAAUCUUUGUUUAUGAUCUGGCGAAUCAACGGAUUGGAUGGACCAACUAUGACUGUUCAAUGUCGGUCAAUGUCACUGCAAAUGUCAACACAGGAAGAAGUGAAUUCGUGAAUGCGGGGCAGAUGAGUGACGGUGGCUCACCACAGAAUCAACCAAGGAGCAUAAAAGCUUUACUUCUACAUAUGUUUAUGCUUGCCGGUCUACUGUUUUUGUAGCAUAUACUGCAAGAACUCUGGGACAAAACACCCUGGGUUUCAUUGUAUAGCAAUCGGCAGAACCAUGAUUAAUUAUUUGAUUGCUGCUGAGGGCUGCCUCAGUAUGCAAUGCAAUUGUUGGUUAUAUUUUCACGGCUCUGUUUUGUUUCCGAGUGUAUUAUCAUCAGCCAUGUAGGAAAAUUACAGAUUUCAGGGGGUUACCCUAUUGGCAGCGGUGUAAAUUACAUUCAAUACAGAAUUAUUAUAUCAGCAAAUUUUUAAUUUUAUACAAACCUUCUUGCAUUUGUUA
This is a messenger RNA of Theobroma cacao (cacao), 2043 nucleotides long. RefSeq names its product aspartic proteinase 36-like. The record is from RefSeq and is a predicted model, not a curated record. Gene Ontology annotation, biological process: proteolysis. NCBI's taxonomy places the organism in Eukaryota, Viridiplantae, Streptophyta, Magnoliopsida, Malvales, Malvaceae. Gene Ontology annotation, molecular function: aspartic-type endopeptidase activity.